UCAGUCAGUAGUCAACUGCGUCCCCAGACGAUCGGUCGCCGUGAUGCUCGCGGUUUUCUGUCUGCUGCUCGUCCUCGGCCUAGGUCACUGCCAGGACAAUGAUCUCCCGUCGAAAAUCGAGAUCGAGAGCUCGAUUAACCGCACGAUCGAAGAAGUGGAACGUCAGCUUCGCGAAGACCCCAGACUGCCCAGGUUGACGCGUCAGGAGAUAGUAAAGUUCCUUCAGAACAUUACGUCUCAGGAUAUAAAGGGUCUCAAGGACAAAGAGCAGGUGGAGAAGGCUAGGAAGUUGUACCAGAGGGCGUUGAUGGUUGUUCUGCCCUACAACGUCGAGGAAUCGAAUGAAAACUUGAAUGAUCUGUACACGAAGCCACCAAUGGUCCAAAUGAUUCCAGAUUUGUUAAAAUCGGAAAACAAGGCUAAAAUCAGCGACGACGAAAGCAGAAAGGAGGCUAUUAUCGAUCUAUCCACUUUAUCCACUGCUGAGAAUCUGGUACCAACUCGAAACUCCCAUAAAACGAUUUUGAAAGACCCACUAUCCACCACCGCGAAGGGACAGUACAAAAAUCACCGGGAGACUUACUCGGAAGUGCGUACGAAGGCACCUUUAAAGGAGACGCUGAAACUGGACACCGCACCGGUUAGGUUCACCUUCAACCUCGAGAAUCUCCAGAAGAACGAGUUUACGACCGAGAAGACGACGACAACCAGGUAUCCAGUUUACAGGAAUAACGGGAAUAAGCAUUCGGAUUUGGACAUUGUCUACAGCACUAGCGUAACCGAGGAACCUACCACGAAGUCAGCGUCCAAGGAGAUUACCAUCGAUCUAGGACAGUCUACGACUAAUCAUAAUGUCCUGACAUCGAAUCAGUGGCGUUAUUAUGCACCACCGAGUACCACUUUGAAGCCAACCAUGCCGUCCAAGUUCGACAAGGUCCCAUUUUUGCCUACCAUUAACGCAGACCCUGAAGAUCCUUUUACCGAGAUCUCCACCAGAAAAUCAGAAGUAGUUUCUAUGGAUUCGAAGACUGCAGAAGCAUUAGUUAUGAACACCGAAAGGCCAACAGCUCUAUUUGUGACACCUAUGUCGACAGAAACGUCCCCUAAGGUGAAGUACAGUUCGACUUACUCUGUCCACUCUGCAGGAUUUCGAGCAUCCACGUCUACGACUACUACCACUACCACUUCGAUGCCUAUGAGACCCGAGGUGAUGGAUCUUUUGGCUUCUAUCGGUCUGAGUCCAGAUAAUAGUAGCAAUGUGGAGGAUGUCUACAAGAAGAACAAGGACAUUCUCGAGAAUAAAUCCCAAAUUCUUGAUACGAAUGGUGUGAUACCGGAUACAGUAUCGGGUCUAACUUCGACUGGUCCCAAUCCCGUGUCGAUUCUCAGUCAGAACACCUUCGAGAGUCCAGGCUCGCAGAUAAAAAAAGGCGUGCAGAAUCUCACGCCCGAUGUACAGCUGCUGUUCCAGAGAUUUGGUCUCCAAUCCCCGAAACUUGACCAAUCGACCACCACUACCGAGAAGACAAUCAUUAAUUUCAAUCAAUACACAAACUUCAAGCCUCUGCCUACGUCCAGCGUGAAAGACCAAGGGAUGAGGGAGUUCUUGGCGCGGUUUGGGUUAGGGGUCGGCGAGAGCAGGAGCCAGAAGUCGAUGAAACAUACGACGGAAACUCCCUCGAUGAUCGAGGUUGUUCCAGGUAACAUGAAAGGCAUCCUGGAGAACAUGGGAUUGAUAUCCAAUUCUCGCAAGCCAACGAAAUUUGCACCAAAGAAGACAGAUGACAUGGAGUCUACAGAGACGACCAAGUUCCACGUGUUCAAGCCGCACGAAGUGAACGUGGACGACGAAAAGCAAAGGAUCAAGAUCAACGAGCUCUUAGAUACAGUAAAACUGGUCCAGGAAGGUAAAGUUGAUAUUCAGAAUGUUAAAAAGGUGGCGAACGAUUUGUUAGAGACCACCAAGACGCUGAAGGACGGACCUGAUCCUCUGAAGCUGGAAGAGAUCCUCAAGACAUACAACGAAGACAUCAGGAACGAGAUUAAGAGGCAACAGGAGCCGGAGACCACCACUGCUGAGACGACCACGGAACAAACGACUCUACCUUCGAUCGCUACGACUGAGACGGCAGACGCGACGACAGAUUCGGCGAAAGCGGCAUCUGAUCAAAAUGGCGCCACCACGACACCUGCGGCUGGGGUGUCUUCGACGUCCACGAACCUGAUGGCGUUGGAGGAGUCUUUUGGAGGGACGACCAGCGUGCCGGACACAUCUUUGCCACCAAGAAGGAAGAGUGGUCUAUACUUCCUGGUCGACUGGAACACGUUCCUCGAGGUUGGCGAGGACGACAAGGAGAAGAUCAAUCUGAGGUUCCAGCCGAAAGUUGGCGAUCGGACGAGAUUCCUGCCAGUGACUGUACCUUAA
This is a messenger RNA of Dufourea novaeangliae, 2425 nucleotides long. RefSeq names its product cell wall protein DAN4. The coding region runs from base 44 to 2425 and encodes 793 amino acids. The record is from RefSeq and is a predicted model, not a curated record. Lineage: Eukaryota; Metazoa; Arthropoda; Insecta; Hymenoptera; Halictidae. The transcript is spliced from 3 exons.